CGGGAGCCUCUCACGGAGGACUGCGGGCCCUUUAAGGGUUAUGUAGCGGGGCAGCCGAUAUAGGACGAGCCGACCGUCCGCCUGCCCGCCUGCGUCCCGCUGCCUCCAUCAUGGCCUCCACACCGCCGCCACCGACACCACCCAGCAUGCAGCGACCAGCCAGCGGCCCUUCCCUUCCCGGAGCGGAGACGGACGUCAAGCCGAAGCAGAGGCACCGGUAGAGGCGAGCCGCGCCGGGGAGAGCCGCCUCACAUCCCGCCCCCCCGGUCUGCUCCAUGCCUCCGUCUAAAGCCAAGAACAGCGAUUCGACACAGAGGGGCGCGAACCCGGGCGGCGGCGGCGGCGGCGGCGGCGGAACCAUGACCACGGACAGGGAUUACUCCGUUAAUCUGUCGGUGCAGCAAGUGCUGAGCCUUUGGGUGCAGGGCACGACGCUGCAGCACUUCACAGAGAUGUGGUACUGGGUGUUCCUGUGGUGUCUCUUCUCGUCGCUCUUCGUCCACGGGGCGGUCGGCCUGCUCAUGCUGGUGAUGCUGCAGCGCCACAAGCGAGGCCGCCUCAUCACGCUGGUGCUGGUCAGCGUGGGCUUCCUGGCCUCCCUGUCCGGAGGCGUCAUCACCAGUGCGGCAGUGGCGGGAGUUUACCGCGUUGCAGGGAAGGACAUGGCGCCGCUGGAGGCGCUGGUGUUCGGCGUCGGUCAGACCACCCUCUCCGUGGUCAUCUCCUUCUCACGCAUCCUGGCAACCCUGUGAAGAAACCCGACGCGAGGGCAGAGCGAGCGAAUCGAGCCGACCACAGACUUAAAGCCGGCUUCGGCGGAGCGGGACGAGGCAGAAACGCUCCGGACCUUUGGGGCUGGAUGCAGGACGGAGCGCCCCCCAGUGUCUCUGCACCGCUACUGCCACAAUCACAGCUCGGCGGGAACCUGGAGGCCGGUCCAGGCUCAGCUGCUGGACUUGAAAGCCAUUUUUCUGUCUCCAGAGUUCCAUCAGUUCUUCGUGCCAAAAGCCUUCUCCGGGACACCCAGACGCCUUCGUGGCCAUUUGUGACUCCUGAAGGCUUCUGUUGGAGAAAGAAAUCUAUUUUUUAAACAGUGACGACACGUAAUCAUGAACAAAGCCGACGGUGUUUAGGGAGCGUUCAUCAGCAGAAACACCAGUAUUAACUAUCACCUCCUUCCUUCUCCCCAAGACAGCUUCAGAAGCUGCAGCAUCAAACUCAAGAGCAAGAAGAAGCUUUGGAAGUUUGCACUUUGUAAAUGUUGGCGAAAUCAGUGGAGGGGGAGGAGAAAACCAGCAGCAGUGCUACGUCUGCUUUGUCCUGAUGAAAUAUUGAUUUAUUGUGUGCCAACAACGAACUUAAGGGAAAAGUUUGGGUGAUCUGCUCGGUCGCUUUCUCUCAGAGAGUUCCAGCUGCAGUAGGCAGAAAUCAGCAGAAAGAAAGGAAUCCAGAAACAUGCAGCCCCGUUUCUCUCACCUCACCAGACACGUAGGACUUCAAAGAUAGUGGAGCUAAAAGUCAGCAUUCACAGUGUUUUCACCCAGAUUCAAACCCAACGGCUCCCCGUUCUUACUUUGGACCUUGUUGUUAUUUAUGUUGUGGAGGUUUUGAUCAAUAUCUGGUCCGAUCAAGGCUUUUUUUUUUUUAAUCUUCUCAGCAUGAACCUAUUCUUUGUUUACAUCUGCUGUCAAACAAGUAAAAGGAGAGCACGAAUCGUAGACGGACCAUAGGGACGCAAAUUUAAACGGUUUCUCAAAACUAUAAUCUACAGCGUUAUUAACCGACAAUAAUCAAUAACACAAGUUGAACACACUGUAGCCGUGUGCUGAUGUUGCUGUUACAGUCAGCGUGCAUGGGAUGUCGGAUUUCUUACGUACGCUACAGGCCAAAAGUUUGGAAGCAACUUCAAGUUUCUGUUCACGGUGGGAUGUGUUUACUGCAUGAUCAGACUUUCACUGGUGAGCACCGUUGUCCUCCGUUUACCUCCAGGUGUACACUGAUGUUACCACAAUAAACACUUUUUUAGUUUUAGGGUUGAGAAGAUUUGCAAGAGUCACAACUUCAGUGCAAAAGU
Messenger RNA from Stegastes partitus (bicolor damselfish), 2074 nucleotides. It is a transcript of the gene tmem170b, whose product is annotated as transmembrane protein 170B. Lineage: Eukaryota; Metazoa; Chordata; Actinopteri; Pomacentridae. The record is from RefSeq and is a predicted model, not a curated record. The coding region runs from base 276 to 752 and encodes 158 amino acids. Gene Ontology annotation, cellular component: plasma membrane. Gene Ontology annotation, biological process: negative regulation of canonical Wnt signaling pathway. The transcript is spliced from 3 exons.